Molecule: messenger RNA, 2936 nt
Organism: Alligator mississippiensis (American alligator)
Lineage: Eukaryota; Metazoa; Chordata; Crocodylia; Alligatoridae
Exons: 5
Coding region: 1-765 (254 amino acids)
Source: RefSeq, a predicted model, not a curated record
AUGUGGGGUGCAGAGGGGCCCUGCUGCCCUCUCUCCGUGACGGUGCCAGCCGGCACACUGCAGGUCCCUCUGGGGGGCACGGCCCUGCUGCCCGCCUUCCUGAAUGUGUCGGAAACCCUGCCCAAGUUCUUCCAGGUACGCUGGCGCUUCCUGCCCACAGGACGGCUGGUUCUGCUGCUCGUAGCCCACCAUUGCCAUGGAGCGGGCCCCUGGCAGGAAGCCUGCACACACGGCGUGGAGCUGGGCCAGGGCUAUGAGGCCCGGGCAGGCCUGAUGGUGGGAAACUUGUCUCUACUGCUGCGGGGCGUGCGGGCCCCGGAUGCUGGAAACUACUGUGUGACCGUGCUGGGCCACGACACAGACUCCUCAGCCACGGUCAGCUUGAGAGUGGAGGAAGCACUUCCAGAGACUUCCCCUCAUCCCCAUCCACUUCCAGAGACCACCACUGCCCCGAUGCCUGAGCAGGAGAUUCCUGCUGGCAGCACCAAGCCUGAGCAAGGGACUCCUGUCAACAGCACUGUGGAGGAAGAGCUGGUGCUAGAGGUGCGGCCUGUCUUCAAGGUGGGGAAAGUGGAGGAUGAUGGAAGGGGACCUGUGCUGGCCAAUGCUGUCCACCUGGCCCUAAGUGGCAUGGUGCUUUGCUUUCUGGGGUUGAUCGUGGGUGAGCACGUCCUGUCAGCGAGGAAGAAAGAGGCUCUGGAGAUGGAGCUGUGCCCAUAUGCAGUUGUUGCCAUCAGUCCCAAUGCCAUGGGAACAGCCCUUUGAGAGACACCUAUCUGGGACAGCUCAGUGUAACAUCAAUGGCUUGUGUUCCCUCUAACCCCACAUACUUUCUGCCUUCCGGGGGCCCCCGUGAAAGGAUCUGCUGACAACACCUGCUGGACUUCUACCCUCAUGGUGGUGAUUCCCAGAGCUUGAUAACACACUGGGUUGGAAACAUCUAAACUGACAAAUUAUCAUGUAUCCUUCACCCUUCCACUGUAAAGAUGCUUUUCAUUUAAGAUAGGAAGGGGAAGCUUGAAGCAAAGGGAGAAAGCCAAAAGUUCGAGUGGGAGCUCCCUCCUUUCUCCCACAGUUGAUCUCUCUCCUCUGAUGUCAGUAAGUCCAGUCUUCUCAUUGGGGUAAAUCAACUGUGGUCCUCCUGAAGCUGGAUUUGUUUGCAAGGACCAGCUAGUUUCAUUCUUCCCCAGCUUUGUGCUUGUUACAGAGAGGAGAGCCAUGCAGACUCUCUCUCACUUCCAUGUUCUUUUCCCACCACUUCCCCUUUCAGCCCAAGCUUCAUGUGUGUAUUUUUCCAAGUGGGAACCUUAAGCAGUAUCUCCUCACCAUGCUUAAGUCAGCAGUAAGACUGAAGCUGAAGGACAAGUGCGGUGAGGAGCAGAAGACACUCACCCAAUCUCUUCUGGGUGGGAUUCUCCUGCCUGGUUCUCUGCAGGUCUGGUUCUCCUUUCUCUCUGUGUUGGUAUUUUUUAUCAGUGCAUAGUGAGCACAAGCCACUACCAGCAAUAGCACUUCACACUCAUUCAUUUUGCACUAAUGUGAGUGUGGUGAGCAUAAAACAGAAAGGUUGGCCAGACAGAAGAGAUCAUACUUUUCCACUGGUUGGUUGGAUACCUCCCUUUCCAGCCCUUCAACUUCUCUUGAAAAGGCACCAGGGCUUUUUUAGACCCUUUUCUACCCAGAAUUAUUUCCAGGGAAGUCACAUACCCAGGUCUCCAAUGAUUGAUAGCCUGUCUACCUAAUUGACUUUCUUCCCCUCACUCCUGGUUCUGUUAAAGGCCUUACCCCACCACCCAUCUAUUUUCUGCAAAGGUUUUCCAACCGGAUCCUUACUCCAGGGAGCUCGCUUGUAUUUAUUGUGCUUGCUCCCUGGUUGCCCCAUUGAAGGGCCCAACAUCGCCAAGGCAAUCCUUACAAGUUCUUAUUCUUUGGCUGAUUUAUCUGAGUUACAGGAUGGUGGCUGGUAACCAGAAAUCCAAUUUUCUCCCCAGCAGGGCUUAAGACGCGUGGAGGCUGGUAUACUUGCUGGGCAUAUCCCUAUGAGCAGGAAUAUGCAUUUCCCUGGGGACAAAUAGCAGCAACAUAUAUUUGUGCUGCUGCUAGUUGUCCCCAAGCAUGCCCCUGGUGGGGUCAGCACCCCCACAAGUUGCCCUGGAUGGGGUAGGGGAGUCUGGGUCCAGCAGCUGGACUGGCCCCAGAAGCCUUAUCUGGGGUCCUUGGGGCCUCCCAGGGCAGCAGUGGCAGUGAUCCAGACACGUGGAGUCUGGGCAACCGCUGGAGUGGCUGGCCAGGCUCUGGUUUCUGGUGGCACCUACUGCUGCCACGUGCACUGUACCACUUUUUUUUGGUGCAACUUUUUUAAAUAAUGGGAUUUCCUGGUAUCUCUAAUUGUGCUGCCACACUGCAAAUAUGCAGUACAGCAAACAGAUUACCGUGCACCACAUGCGUUUUGCAGUGACUUAAAAGGCUUUGACAUGCUGGACACUGCACAUUCCCAUGUGUGGGGACACAGUCACUAAGUGUAUUUUAGCACUGUUCCCAGCCCAGAUCCUGAAACAUCAUUUUUUAUUAUAAACAGUUUUGAAAAAAUCAGGUUGUCACCAUUCUAGGGCGAGACAGAAUAUAUUCUUUAACUGUUCAGCAGCCUUAUUACACAGCUGAGUCUUUGGAGUUAUUCCUUCCCUUUCUUCCUUUGUUAAGUUGCUUAGUGGAGCAGCUUGAGAAGAAUGACUAGAAAGAACAUUCUAAUAGGAUUUUGGCUGAUUUUUUUUUUUUUUUAAUAUCAGGUCAAAACUUAGUGAAAUUGUUUGUCAUAUUUUUAAUAAGAAUGUUGCUGAGUUUUGAAUCAAAAUGAUUUUAGAAAUGCUGGGCUUAUCAAAAAGUUGGCUUUUAGUAAAAAAAACCCUCAGUUCAAUAAAUGUUUCUGCAGUGCUUUU